AUGACAACCACAGCUAUUAAUGGUAAUAUUGGCGACGCCUAUGUCAACUUUAAAUAUUUCCAGAACGCUCUAGGCAUCGCCUAUCACAAUCUUGGAGAUUUCCGGAAAGCCAUAGAGUGCCAUGAACGACACCUCAAAAUUUCGAAAGAGGUGGGAGACAGGGCAGGAGAAGGAAGAGCGUACUGUAAUCUUGGCAUCGCCUUUAAAAAUCUUGGAGAGUUCCAGAAAGCCAUAGAGUACCAUGGACGACACCUCAAAAUUUCGAAAGAAGUGGGAGACAGGGCAGGAGAAGGAAAAGCGUAUGGUAAUCUUGGCAACGCAUAUGAUAGUCUUCAAGACUUCCAGAAAGCCAUAGAGUACCAUGAACGAGACCUCAAAAUUUCGAAAGAAGUGGGAGACAGGGCAGGAGAAGGAAGAGCGUACUGUAAUCUUGGCAACGCCUAUAACGGUCUUGGAGAUUUCCAGAAAGCCAUAGAGUACCAUGAACGAGACCUCAAAAUUUCGAAAGAACUGGGAGACAGGGCAAGAGAAGGAAGAGCGUACUGUAAUCUUGGCAACGACUUUCAAAGUCUUGGAGAUUUCCAGAAAGCCAUAGAGUACCAUGAACAGCACUUCAAAAUUUCAAAAGAAGUGGGAGACAGGGUAGAACAAAGAAUAGCGUGCUGUCAUCUUGGCAACGCCUAUGACAAUCUUGGAGAUUUCCAGAAAGCCGUAGAGUACCAUGUACGAGACCUCAAAAUUUCGAAAGAAGUGAGCAACAGGGCAGGAGAAGGAAAAGCGUACUGUAAACUUGGCAACGCCUAUUUUCGUCUUGGAGAUUUCCAGAGAGCCAUAGAGUACCAUGAACGAGACCUCAAAAUUUCGAAAGAAGUGGGAGACAGGGCAGGAGAAGGACGAGCGUAUGGUAAUAUUGGCAACGCAUAUGAUAGUCUUGGAGAUUUCCAGAAAGCCAAGGAGUGCCAUGAACGACACCUCAAAAUUUCGAAAGAAGUGGGAGACAGGACAGGAGAAGGAACAGCUUAUGGUAAUCUUGGCGUCGCCUAUAGACAUCUUGGAGAUUUCCAGAAAGCCAUAAAGUACCAUGAACGAAACCUCAACAUUUCGAAAGAAGUGGGUUACAGGACAGGAGAAGGAAAUGCGUAUGGUAAUCUUGGCAACGCAUAUGACAGUCUUGGAGAUUUCCAGAAAGCCAUAGAGUACCAUGAGCGACACCUCAAAAUUUCAAAAGAAGUGGGAGACAGGGCAGGAGAAGGAAAAGCGUAUGGUAAUCUUGGCAACGCAUAUGGCAGUCUUGGAGACUUCCAGAAAGCCGUAGAGUACCAUGAACGAGGCCUCGAAAUUUCGAAAGGGGUGGGAGACAGGGCAGGAGAAGGAAAAGCGUACUGUAAUCUUGGCAACGCCUAUCACAGACUUGGAGACUUCCAGAAAGCCAUAGAGUACCAUGAACGAGACCUCAAAAUUUCGAAAGAAGUGGGAGACAGGGCAGGAGAAGGAAAAGCGUAUGGUAAUCUUGGCAACGCAUAUGGCAGUCUUGGAGAUUUCCAGAAAGCCGUAGAGUACCAUGAACGAGGCCUCGAAAUUUCGAAAGGGGUGGGAGACAGGGCAGGAGAAGGAAAAGCGUACUGUAAUCUUGGCAACGCCUAUCACAGACUUGGAGACUUCCAGAAAGCCAUAGAGUACCAUGAACGAGACCUCAAAAUUUCGAAAGAAGUGGGAGACAGGGCAGGAGAAGGAAAAGCGUAUGGUAAUCUUGGCAACGCAUAUGGCAGUCUUGGAGAUUUCCAGAAAGCCGUAGAGUACCAUGAACGAGGCCUCGAAAUUUCGAAAGGGGUGGGAGACAGGGCAGGAGAAGGAAAAGCGUACUGUAAUCUUGGCAACGCCUAUCACAGACUUGGAGACUUCCAGAAAGCCAUAGAGUACCAUGAACGAGACCUCAAAAUUUCGAAAGAAGUGGGAGACAGGGCAGGAGAAGGAAAAGCGUACGGUAAUCUUGGCAACGCCUAUGGCAGUCUUGGAGAUUUCCAGAAAGCCGUAGAGUACCAUGAACGAGGCCUCGAAAUUUCGAAAGGGGUGGGAGACAGGGCAGGAGAAGGAAAAGCGUACUGUAAUCUUGGCAACGCCUAUCACAGACUUGGAGACUUCCAGAAAGCCAUAGAGUACCAUGAACGAGACCUCAAAAUUUCGAAAGAAGUGGGAGACAGGGCAGGAGAAGGAAAAGCGUACGGUAAUCUUGGCAACGCCUAUUUUCGUCUUGGAGAUUUCCAGAAAGCCAUAGAAUACCAUGAACGAGACCUCAAAAUUUCGAAAGAAGUGGGAGACAGGACAGGAGAAGGAAGGGCGUAUGGUAAUCUUGGGAUCGCCUUUAAAAAUCUUGGAGAGUUUCAGAAAGACAUUGAGUACUAUGAACGACACCUCAAAAUUUCGAAAGAAGUGGGAGACAGGGCAGGAGAAGGAAGAGCGUAUUGCAAUCUUGGCAACGCCUAUGACAGUCUUGGAGAUUUCCAGAAAGCCAUAGAGUACCAUGAACGACACCUCAAAAUUUCGAAAGAAGUGGGAGACAGGGCAGGAGAAGGAAGAGCGUACGGUAAUCUUGGCAACACCUUGAGAAAUCUUCGAGAUUUCCAGAGAGCAAUAGAGUAUUAUACGAAGAGUCUUAUAGCCUUCGACCACAUCAGGGGAAAUCUCAUAUCUAAUGACGAAUGGAAGAUUAGCCUUAAAAGUACGUAUGAUUAUAUUAAUUUGAGGCUCUGGGAGCUGCAGUUUAAGGAAGGUAAAGUCAUCGAGGCACUUUUAACUGCUGAUCAAGGACGAGCACAAGCUUUAAACGAUAUUCUGGAGUUCAAGUAUGGCCUUAAAGGGCUGCGCCCAGAAAUAGGAACAUUUUGUGCAAGACCAAGUGACUUUGCUAGUUACUUACCACCAAACACAGCUUUCAUGGGUAUUAGCGAGGGAGGAAUAGUUCUCUGGGUGAACGAGAAAGGAAACGAAAUCAAAACUAGAAGAACUGAGUUCGAUAUCUCCGUCACAACCUAUUUUCAGUCUCUUUUGGAAAAUACACGUGAAGAAAUAGGUAUGAGAACUGAUGUUAAUUGCGAAGAUCGCUCAUUAAGUAACCCAAGCGAUAAAAAGUUAUCAGAAGAAAGAUCCAGUAAGCCAAAGUCUCAUUCCUCGUCUUUUGAGGAGGCAAAGUCAUUACAAACAUUUUACAAAGUCGUCAUAGACCCUAUAAGAGACUUACUCGACGGCGAUGAAGUUGUGAUUGUUCCACAAGGACCACUGUGUUUGGCGCCUUAUGCUGCUUUCAUGGACUUGAAAUCAAAGUACCUCUGCGAAACGUUUAGAAUUCGUGUGCUCCCCUCGCUUUCUAGCCUAAGAUUGAUCCAAAAUUGUGCAGCAGAUUGGCACAGUAAGACUGGCGCUCUUCUCGUCGGCGAUCCGUGGGUACAGGAGGUAACGACGCUAGGGCAGUUAGAGUGGGCCGCAAAAGAAGUGCAGAUGAUUGGGGAAAUACUUCAAACGGAACCUCUCGUGGGAAAGCAGGCAACAAAAGAUGAAGUUUUCAGACGUAUCUCGUCGGUUGCUUUGGUGCACAUUGCUGCUCACGGUGAAAUGGAAACAGGAGAAAUUGCCUUGGCCCCGAACCCAACGCGUUCAUCCUUAAAUCCAGCCAGGGAGGACUAUAUCUUAACUAUGAAAGAUGUUUUAAAGGCGCAGAUUAGGGCAAGACUUGUUGUACUUAGUUGUUGUCAUAGCGCUCGGGGAGAAGUCAAAUCUGAGGGUGUGGUCGGCAUCGCACGAGCUUUUUUGGGUGCUGGUGCUCGUGCUGUUCUGGUGUCCUUGUGGGCGAUCGACGACGAAGCUACUAUGGAGUUCAUGAAAGUUUUCUACCAAGAGCUAGUCUGUGGAGGAAGUGCCAGUGAGUCCCUGAAUAAAGCAAUGAAAUCCAUGAGAGAAUCGGACCGCUUUAACGCAGUGAAGUACUGGGCGCCGUUUGUUCUCAUUGGUGAUGACGUAACGCUCGAGUUUGAAGGCAUCCAAUAA
Molecule: messenger RNA, 4041 nt
Organism: Porites evermanni
Lineage: Eukaryota; Metazoa; Cnidaria; Anthozoa; Scleractinia; Poritidae
Source: the annotation of a GenBank genome assembly